Messenger RNA from Hydra vulgaris (swiftwater hydra), 589 nucleotides. RefSeq lists its product as uncharacterized. The record is from RefSeq and is a predicted model, not a curated record. Lineage: Eukaryota; Metazoa; Cnidaria; Hydrozoa; Anthoathecata; Hydridae. Gene Ontology annotation, cellular component: nucleus; cytoplasm.
ACUUUACACUUUUGAAUGUAGUAGUAAAGUUUAAUAUAUAGUGCUUAAUAUAAUUAUAUAAACAUACUAAUAUAUUCCAAAUGGCAAGUUACAAUACACAAGAUGUUAAAAAAAUAGAACUUUCCUACAAGCCAGCCCUGCAGACCCACCAUCAUCAGCCAUUGCAUUACUCUUCCCCUGCUCAAGUUGCUGCUCCAAUACAAACUCAGCAGCAAGUUUCUCGUAACAUUGUUAAUAAUUCUCCACAGUUUUCGCAUCAAAGCAAAUAUGGUGAACUCUUGAAUGUUAUUGAAGAUCUUGGAAGAGAAAUUAAACCUACUUAUGCUGGGAGUAAAAUGGCUCAAGAAAGACUGAAAAAAGGAAUAAUGCAUGCAAGAACACUUGUACGGGAGUGUUUGGCUGAAGUUGACAAAAGUGCUAGACAAUGAAAAAAACACUUUGGUUUUAAAAGUUUGAUGUUUUUGACUAGAAUUGUGUUACGGUGAUUGAGCUGCAAUUUAAAGAUGGUUUGAAUUGACUUUCUAGAUAAACAACAACAGAAAAUACUGUUUCCUAAUUUAAAAGUAAAACAAUAUCAAUUUUUUUUCAA